Lachancea meyersii CBS 8951 is the source of this 1719-nucleotide messenger RNA. The record is from the annotation of a GenBank genome assembly. Lineage: Eukaryota; Fungi; Ascomycota; Saccharomycetes; Saccharomycetales; Saccharomycetaceae.
AUGUCUGCUGCUGCUUACAAUAACGGCACAGCAGCCUCUGCUACGCCAGUCGACUUGCACUCCACAGUGAGUCACGGCUCGCAAUUGUCCACUCCUUCGAACAAAGAGUCCCGCGACGAUCUUAAAGACACUCGUUUCCCUGAAGACGCCGUUGAAAAGGAAAUCGACAUCCCAAAAAAACCUGCUUCCGCCUACAUCACCGUGGUCUUGCUAUGCUUGUGUGUCGCUUUCGGUGGUUUCGUUUUCGGCUGGGAUACCGGUACCAUUUCCGGUUUCGUGCAACAAACUGACUUUAAACGCAGAUUUGGUGAAAUCAACAGCAAGGGCGAGUACUACCUUUCUAACGUUAGAACCGGUCUGAUCGUGGCUAUUUUGAACAUCGGGUGUGCUUUUGGUGGUAUCAUUUUGUCCAAGGUCGGUGACAUGUACGGUCGUCGUAUUGGUUUGAUGACAGUUGUGGUCGUCUACGUCGUUGGUAUUAUCAUCCAAAUCGCUUCUAUCGACAAAUGGUACCAGUACUUCAUCGGCAGAAUCAUCUCUGGUCUUGGUAUCGGUGGUAUCGCUGUUUUGUCGCCCAUGUUGAUUUCUGAAGUCGCUCCAAAGCAUUUGAGAGGUACUUUGAUUGCUUGUUUCCAAUUGAUGAUUACUUUCGGUAUUUUCUUGGGUUACUGCACCAACUACGGUGUCAAGACCUACACCAACUCUGUGCAAUGGAGAGUUCCUCUAGGUCUAUGCUUCGCCUGGGCUCUAUUUAUGAUCGCCGGUAUGUGUUUCGUUCCCGAGUCUCCACGUUACUUGGUCGAAAAAGGUAAGAUCGAAGAAGCCAAGCGCUCUGUUGCUAGAUCCAACAAAGUUAGCAUCGAAGAUCCUGCCGUUCAAGUUGAAAUCGACCUUAUUGCUGCGGGUGUCGAAGCUGAAAAAAUGGCUGGUUCCGCUUCCUGGGGCGAACUUUUCUCCACUAAGACUAAGGUUUUCCAACGUUUGAUUAUGGGUAUCAUGAUUCAAUCUUUGCAACAAUUGACUGGUGACAACUACUUCUUCUACUACGGUACCACGAUUUUCAAAGCUGUCGGAUUGACUGAUUCUUUCCAAACAUCUAUUGUCAUUGGUAUUGUCAACUUCGCUUCCACUUUCGUCGGUAUCUACACUGUCGAGAAAUUUGGUCGUCGUAAGUGUCUACUAUGGGGUGCCGCUUCAAUGGUUGCCUGUUUCGUGGUUUACUCUUCGGUCGGUGUUACCAGACUAUAUCCUGACGGCCCCAAACACAAGGAGAAUUCUAAUACCGGUGCCGGUAACUGUAUGAUCGUUUUCACCUGUUUCUACAUUUUCUGCUUUGCUACCACUUGGGCCCCUAUGGCUUACAUCGUUGUUGCCGAAUCUUACCCACUGAGAGUCAAGUCCAAGUGUAUGGCUAUUGCUACCGCUUCUAACUGGCUAUGGGGUUUCUUGAUUGCGUUCUUCACUCCAUUCAUCACCAGUGCGAUCAACUUCUACUACGGUUAUGUUUUCAUGGGCUGCCUGGUGUUUGCUUUCUUCUACGUUUUCUUCUUCGUUCCAGAGACUAAAGGUUUGACUUUGGAAGAGGUUCAAGAACUAUGGGAAGAAGGUGUCUUGCCAUGGAAAUCCGCUUCUUGGUUGCCACCAUCCAGAAGAGGCGCUGACUACAACAACGAAGAAUUGAUGCAUGACGAAAAGCCAUGGUACAAGAGAAUGAUUUAA